AUGAAAAUGGUGUGAUAGAUGAUACAAGGAUGGAAGAGAUAUUUCAGGAGAUGCAACCUUGCUCUUCUUGCUUUCCUUGCAUUAAUCGAGUAGGUAAUCCUUGUUCUCAAAUGGAAACUCUCGCGAGAUACUAUGAAAGAGAACAAAACGUGGAAAUGGCACAAUAUAUUAGAUCAUUAUAUC
Messenger RNA from Funneliformis caledonium, 183 nucleotides. NCBI's taxonomy places the organism in Eukaryota, Fungi, Glomeromycota, Glomeromycetes, Glomerales, Glomeraceae. The record is from the annotation of a GenBank genome assembly.